Messenger RNA from Uranotaenia lowii, 1190 nucleotides. RefSeq names its product estradiol 17-beta-dehydrogenase 8. The transcript has 3 exons. Gene Ontology annotation, molecular function: oxidoreductase activity, acting on the CH-OH group of donors, NAD or NADP as acceptor. The record is from RefSeq and is a predicted model, not a curated record. Bases 181 to 921 code for a protein of 246 amino acids. Lineage: Eukaryota; Metazoa; Arthropoda; Insecta; Diptera; Culicidae.
CAACACAGUCGACAGUCGCGUAUCGACCGAGCAGAAGUAAGCGGAUAAGUUUGGUUGUGAAGAGCUUCCUAAUCAUAUUCUAGAUUACCUUUAAUUGAAUCUAGGUCUAGAAUUGUAACUUAUUCCAAGCUAAUUUAAACAGACCUUUUUUAUUUAUUGUGAUAAAUUGUUAAAAUCACAAUGAGUGGACCUUUAGCGGGCCGACUGGCGCUGGUAACAGGUGCUGGAUCUGGUAUCGGUAGAAUGGCCAGUAAACUGCUGUCCAGAGAUGGUGCCAUUGUUGUGGCCGUGGACCGCAAUAUUAAAGCCGCCCAGGAAACGGUCGAUGGGCUAACCGGCUCAAGCGAUAAUAUUGCAUUUGAGAUGGAUGUUUCCUCGAGUGAAAGCAUCGCCAAAGUGCUCAAUGCGACACUAGAAAAAUAUAAGGGUCCACCAAGGAUAGUUGUCAAUUCAGCUGGCAUAACGAGAGACAACUUUCUGGUGAAAAUGCCGGAAAGCGAUUUUGAUGCCGUUAUCAAUGUGAACCUCAAAGGCACCUGGCUCAUGUUACAACAUUUUGGAAAGGCGAUGAUCGAGAAGAAUCUGACCGGAUCGAUGAUCAAUGUUUCGUCAAUAGUAGCACGUAGCGGUAAUAUCGGCCAAUCAAACUAUUCACCGAGUAAAGCCGGCGUUGAAGCUAUGACCAAAGUCGUCGCCAGAGAGUUUGGUCGUUACGGUAUUCGUGUGAAUGCAGUAGUUCCUGGGUUCAUCGACACACCAAUGACAGAUACCGUGCCUCAAAAGGUCAAAGACAUGAUUACCAUGCAAUGUGCUUUACGCCGCUUUGGGAAACCCGAAGAAAUUGCUGAAGUUAUAGCAUUUUUGGCAUCGGAAAAAAGCAGCUACGUGAACGGCACUUCGGUUGAAGUUACUGGAGGAUAAGCAAAUCCGUGAUACACCAUUGAAACUGCAUUUAAAACAGCAACUGGAAAUCAUGUUGCAAAGAAAACCUAAUUACCUCAACAUAAAUGCCAUACCUAUGAUUUUCAAACGUCGAUGUCUCAAGGAAUUUCUUUUUGUCACUAAUAAAUUGUGUAACACAUUAAUAAAUGUCAAACAGUAAAAUAUUAAAAUCAAAGAAACUACAAAAAAAAAACAAUAAAUAUGUACCUUGUGAUAUAUUGGUUUUUGAGCACGUACUGUUUCAUAGA